CCGGCCCCGCCUGGGCUCUCGCGAGAUCUGGGCUGUGGGAGGAGGAGGAAGAGGAGGACGGGGAGGAAGGAGGAGCUGCCGCCGCCGCCGCUCCCCCGGGCCGGCGCCGGGGAUGGUGUUGGCCGCGGCUGCCGGGCCCUGACGCCGCGCUCAGGUGGAAGCAGCAGUGAUGCUAACUCUGGCAAGCAAGCUGAAGCGGGAUGACGGCGUCAGAGGCCCCCGUGCGCCCAGCGCAGCGUCGGACUCCACUCGCAGGGUGUCUGUCCGGGACAAGUUACUCGUUAAAGAGGUUGCAGACCUUGAAGCUAAUUUACCUUGUACAUGUAAAGUGAAUUUUCCUGACCCAAACAAGCUCCAUUACUUUCAGCUAACUGUAACCCCAGAUGAGGGCUAUUACCAAGGGGGGAAGUUUCAGUUUGAAACUGAAGUUCCUGAUGCCUACAAUAUGGUGCCUCCAAAGGUAAAAUGUUUGACAAGAAUCUGGCACCCAAACAUUACAGAGACAGGAGAAAUCUGCCUAAGUUUAUUGAGAGAACACUCAAUUGAUGGCACUGGCUGGGCCCCAACUAGAACCUUAAAGGAUAUUGUCUGGGGGUUAAACUCUUUAUUUACUGAUCUUUUGAAUUUUGACGAUCCUUUGAAUAUUGAGGCUGCAGAGCAUCAUUUGCGUGACAAGCUUCAGCAGCUCCUGUAGCUGUUGCUGGAGGCCUGGGAAAGCAGGGAGUGAAACGCAGGGAUUGGCAUGCAGGAGGAGAGCUUCACCUGCAGACAGCAUCCACAGGGAAACAUGGAUCAGCCCAGUAUUUUGAGCAGGCACCUGCAGUGAGAGAUCUUUGCUUCCAAAACAGAUAUGUCAGCAAAGGUAGGGGGUAAAACACUCACAGAAAUAGCAAGGUGGGAAACACUUCUGGAUUUUGCUUAUGGCAUCAGAAGGAUUCUCUUACUCUCGAGUCAAAAACUCAACAGGUUGCUGUGACAAAGUAGUUCUUGCUGCAGAGGCACCCUGGUGCUGUCAGCAGUUCCGUCCUUCAGGAGGAGGGCUCACAGUCCCCAUUUCUGGGCUGUCACCAUGGAUGGCUCCCCACUCAUGCCAGGAAGCUGCUGCUGUGCCCAGGGCAGGGCAAAGCCAGGGUGCUGCUCAGGGGAGCCAGGGAAAGCUGUGUCAGGUACCAGCAGCCCUGCGAGCACAGAGCUGCAGCCAUCAAAGCCAUCCCUGCCUCCCAGAACAAUCCUGUCUCCCCCUUCCCUGUACUGUUGCUUGCCUGGAGGAGAUGAGCAGAAUAAUAAAGUUUGGAUGCUGUUAAAUACUGUACAAGAAGGUCUGAGCAUUGGUUUGUGCUCAUCCAGGACACGGGGAGGGUGGGAAUCCUGGAGCUCAUCACGUGGCAGUCCAGGGAAAUGAAUUUUUCCUGAAGGUGAGGAGACUGGGGGGGUUAUGUAUUUACAUAAAUAUGUAUUUGUUUGUGUGUAUUUUUAUGUGUAUUUGUAUAGGUGCA
Molecule: messenger RNA, 1496 nt
Organism: Motacilla alba alba
Lineage: Eukaryota; Metazoa; Chordata; Aves; Passeriformes; Motacillidae
Gene: UBE2F
Product: ubiquitin conjugating enzyme E2 F (putative)
Exons: 10
Coding region: 170-694 (174 amino acids)
Biological process (GO): protein neddylation
Cellular component (GO): nucleus
Molecular function (GO): NEDD8 transferase activity
Source: RefSeq, a predicted model, not a curated record